Aspergillus oryzae RIB40 is the source of this 861-nucleotide messenger RNA. RefSeq lists its product as uncharacterized. The transcript has a single exon. Gene Ontology annotation, biological process: carbohydrate metabolic process. NCBI's taxonomy places the organism in Eukaryota, Fungi, Ascomycota, Eurotiomycetes, Eurotiales, Aspergillaceae. The record is from RefSeq and is a predicted model, not a curated record. Bases 1 to 861 code for a protein of 286 amino acids.
AUGGCCCGCAUCGCCAACCUUACUGGACACCAAGCCGACGCUCACCGUUACGCCGACCUUUCUCACGACAUCCGCAACGCCUUCAACACUGCCUUCUGGAAUGACAGCAAUCAUCGAUACACCGAUGCUGGCAAUAAUGACACCAGCAACGCCACCCAAACUGCGCAGGAAUUGGCUUUAGACUCCGGGCUUGUCCCCGAAAAACAUCGCCAACAGGUCCUCAAUGCGCUCGUCGAGCUGACAUACGACUACCCCUCAAGAGACGGAGUAGGCCCACAUCUAAGUGGUGGCCAGAUUGGCCUGGGUCCAAUUGUAAGAGCGUUGUCAGCUGGGGGUCGUGACGACGUUCUUUGGGAUGCACUUCAGCAGAAUGACCGGCCAAGCUAUGGCUAUUUCGUGGCUCCCACGGUGGCUAAUCCUAAUGGGUUUACGACCAUUGGCGAGCAAUGGGACCACAGCGACUCUAAGAACCACAUGAUUCUCGCGCAGAUUGACGAAUGGUUCCACGCUGGAGUAGUAGGGAUUCAGCCCGUUGCUCUAACUACUCUCAGCUCCACCUGGGAGAAUCGGCUAAUCUUCCAGCCUAAGCUGGUCGGGGAUCUGACGAGCGCUAGUGGGACUUAUCAGAUGCUCCAGGGAGAGGCUCGUUGUGAGUGGCAAAGGACUGCAGAAGGUAACUUUCAUCUCACGGUAAAUGUCCCCGCAAAUGCUGAGGCAGAGGUGCGUUUACCAUCUGUCGGGAAAGUAAACGCAUCGCGGCGGGCUAGGUUUGUCCGUGUGGACAGUGACUAUACCAUCUAUGCUGUUCCGGCUGGCACGCAUGUGUUUAACAAUGAAACAGCACAUGCUGUGGGCGGGUAA